AGUGAUUCCUUUCAAGAGUACUCGAGGUUCCCGAGAUAUGUAGAGAAUGUUUUGUCCCGCCGUGGUCCCUUUAAUGUGACCAAGAUAAGCUACAUUGAUAAUGAUGACUCGGAGGAUGUAGAUUUCAGUCUGUUUGACAAGGUCAUCAAGUAUGCCUUAUCUCAUGAUACUCAGCAUUUGGAAAUUGACUUGCAUGCCUUGAAUACUCAUAUUGAUGAGAAUUACGAAUUCUCCGAGUUGUUUGGCACAAUCUCCAAUUGUAAUCUCAAGACGUUGAAAAUAAGAGUUGUCUGGAUUGAUGACGCAUUUGUAGCUUGUGGCUUCAGUUUGCUGACAACUUUUACAUUUGGAAGAUUGUUUCUUAUCUUCUUCUCUGCUCGAGGACUUCGAUCCUUUCUCGAAGUUUCCCUGUCUGAAUAA
Linum tenue is the source of this 420-nucleotide messenger RNA. Lineage: Eukaryota; Viridiplantae; Streptophyta; Magnoliopsida; Malpighiales; Linaceae. The record is from the annotation of a GenBank genome assembly.